Messenger RNA from Selaginella moellendorffii, 954 nucleotides. RefSeq names its product basic proline-rich protein. The record is from RefSeq and is a predicted model, not a curated record. The transcript has a single exon. Bases 1 to 954 code for a protein of 317 amino acids. NCBI's taxonomy places the organism in Eukaryota, Viridiplantae, Streptophyta, Lycopodiopsida, Selaginellales, Selaginellaceae.
AUGCCGCCACAAGCUCAUCACGGCCCAGCAGCUCCUCGGGAGCAGGGACAUGUUCCUCCACAUCGUGGCUCUGGACCUCAUCACCGGAGGCGAUCACGGUAUGGCUCUCAUUGCUCUAUGGCUCCUGUUAACGUUGGAUGUUCCAGGAGCAAACCACGGCGUCAUGCUCCCCGUGCUAAUACACCACCACCACCCUCUUGUCCAACGAAACAUGGUCAUUCUCCACCGAGGCGAGCUUCACCAAGCAACGCUCCUCCUCGGGCAGUGGCGCCUCAUCCUCCACCAUCUCACAGUCGAGAGCACGGGGCUCCUCCUCCUCCAGCAAGGGAUCAUCCAGCAGCGCCGCCUCCUCCUCCUCCAGGUCGCCAUAGGGAGAAAGGGCCGCCACCUCAAUCUCCCCCACACAGGCGCCCUGCAACUCAUGGCACCGCUCCUCCACAUCGCGGCUCGCCUUCAGGCGGGAGGACGCCUUCAGCUCGGUCGCCACCUUUCAGGUACUAUGGGUUUUUUCAUUGUUUGCCACCUGCUAAAAGAUUUUGGUUUUUCAGGAGCAAACCACCUCCUACACCGUUGAGUGCUGGUUCGGAGACACCUCCUGCUCAUCAAACCAGCGAGCAUCCCGCAAAUGGUGAUGGAACUAGCAGCGGGGGGAAUCCGUGGACGUGGGAUUGGGAUUGGGAUCCAACCAUAGAGUGGCAGCCUGGUUACGUCCCAGCUACCGGCAGCCACAGCAGCGGCUCCAUCAGCCCUGCUCUUCCUCCUCCUCCUCAUGGCGGGAACUCAGCUCCAGUGGUUGCAGGAGUGGCAGCAGUCGUGUGGAUUCCUCUCGUGGGGCUCGUGUUGGUUAUUCUUGUCCUGCUGCUCCUGGUUGUGCGGUCUUGCCUCCGCUGCCGCGAGAGGAACAGGGACGAAGUAUUCAUCUACAAUGCUGCUGCGGCUUCCGAUCGUUAUUGA